Molecule: messenger RNA, 1365 nt
Organism: Anolis carolinensis (green anole)
Lineage: Eukaryota; Metazoa; Chordata; Lepidosauria; Squamata; Anolidae
Gene: hes4
Product: hes family bHLH transcription factor 4
Exons: 4
Coding region: 163-1032 (289 amino acids)
Biological process (GO): anterior/posterior pattern specification; regulation of neurogenesis; regulation of transcription by RNA polymerase II
Cellular component (GO): nucleus
Molecular function (GO): RNA polymerase II cis-regulatory region sequence-specific DNA binding; protein dimerization activity; DNA-binding transcription factor activity, RNA polymerase II-specific
Source: RefSeq, a predicted model, not a curated record
GCCGGGAGCCAGGCGAGGAAGCGCAGGAGAGAGAGAGAGGCAGAGAGCGAGGUCUCGUCAAGGAGCGCAUGUAUUGAGGACCAUUGGGAGUCCUUUCUCCCGCGCGAGUGGGACUGUUUUCCACCCCAUUGAAAAAAAAAAAAGACAGAGAAGCGACCCACGAUGCCGGCGGAUACUAUGGAGAAGCCCACCGCCUCUCCAAUCGCAGGGGCUCCAGCCAACUCCAGCCAGACCCCCGACAAGCCCAAGAGCGCCAGCGAGCAUAGAAAGUCUUCCAAACCCAUCAUGGAAAAGCGCCGCCGCGCCAGGAUUAAUGAAAGCCUCGGCCAGCUCAAGACUCUCAUCCUGGAUGCCUUGAAGAAAGAUAGCUCCAGGCACUCCAAGUUGGAGAAAGCAGAUAUCCUGGAAAUGACAGUCAAGCACCUACGAAAUCUCCAAAGAGCCCAAAUGACAGCCGCUCUGAGCGCUGAUCCGACCGUUCUGGGCAAAUAUCGGGCUGGAUUUAACGAAUGCAUGAACGAAGUCACCCGCUUCCUUUCCACCUGCGAAGGCGUGAACACCGAAGUCCGCAGCCGCCUCCUGGGCCACCUCUCCACUUGUCUGGGUCAGAUCGUGGCCAUGAAUUACCCGCCACCCCCACCGCCACCUCCGGCUGCAGGCGGGCAGCCGGCGCAUAUGGCGCAACCGCUGCACGUCCAGCUGCCAGGCCCAGCAGCCCCAAGCGGGGCAAUGCCAGUGCCGUGCAAAAUGAACCCUGGCGAAGCCAUGUCCCCAAAGGUCUACGGGGGUUUUCAGCUGGUACCGGCGACCGACGGCCAGUUUGCUUUCCUCAUCCCGAACCCAGCUUUCCCGCCUGGCACCGGGCCAGUGAUUCCUCUCUACGCCAAUACAAACAUGCCAGUUUCCUCUGGCAGUUCGACAGCAACUCCGUCAGUCUCCCCAGUGCAAGGUCUCACAUCCUUCGGCGGGAGCUUAGCAUCUGUCUCCCAAGCUGGCGGGGAGCGCGGCGAUGCUGUCUGGAGGCCCUGGUGACUCUCCCUUGGCUUUUCCCUUCCUGAAUUUGGCUCCGUUGUAUGGAGCCAGGACUUCUGAGUUUUGGUCCUGUUUGUAUUCCCCGCCCCACCCCCCCAAACUCUAUUUAUUUGUUUCCAAAGUCUGUAUUUUUACUCCUUUUUAAAAAAACUGCAAACAAAAACGUUGUGUGAAAUAUUUCCGUUUCUAUGAAAAAAAAGUCUUAGUUUUGUAUCAAAUAUUCCCACAUGCUAUGCCAAAGCUUCUUUGUGUGAGUGAGUGAGUCUGUGUAUGCCUGAGGAUUUUCUUUCGUUUUGGAAGAUGUUUAUACAAAUAAACUUUCUUGAACUAGCA